AUGCGUAUUGUCAUUCUGAGAUUAACGAAACUUUAUAUCCCUAAGCCAUUUUCCAGCAGCGCAACACGUCUUGAUUUGAACAAAGUCCAACUCAUUGGCCGUGUUGGUGCAGAUCCUAGUGUCACCGAUAUUGGUGACGGACGACGUGUUAUCAACUACACUGUGGCAACAUCCGAGACGCGGCCAGAUAAAGAAGGCAAUCUGAUCAAGCGUACACAAUGGCAUCGUAUCUCAUCGUGGCGUGGUGCGGAUUGGAUUCCUGAAAAAGUGAAAAAAGGGGACCUGGUGUAUGUUGAGGGAUCGCUUCGCUACAACGACUUUACAGACAAGGAAGGAGUAAUGCGUACAAAAGCAGAGAUUAAUCAAUCCACCGUCAAAGUGCUCCGCCAAUCUGCUUCACGGGUGGAGGCCGAAGAAGAAUUUUAA
Lichtheimia ornata is the source of this 426-nucleotide messenger RNA. RefSeq lists its product as uncharacterized. The transcript has 5 exons. Gene Ontology annotation, cellular component: mitochondrial nucleoid. Gene Ontology annotation, biological process: positive regulation of helicase activity; mitochondrial DNA replication. The coding region runs from base 1 to 426 and encodes 141 amino acids. Gene Ontology annotation, molecular function: single-stranded DNA binding. Lineage: Eukaryota; Fungi; Mucoromycota; Mucoromycetes; Mucorales; Lichtheimiaceae. The record is from RefSeq and is a predicted model, not a curated record.